CUCGCGUGGCUCUGAAAGCUGUGGCGAGUCGGAGAACAGUUGCUGAGUAGGGAUGCUGAGCUUGGUACUGCACCCCUCAAAGAUGUACAAUUUGAACAGCAUGUGACUGCAGAGCCGGACUAACGACCAGGAACGGAGAGAAGCGGACCAUACAUUCAUUUAAAAUUAGUCUGUAACUCUGGCAGCCAUGGCUAACAGAGGACCCAGCUACGGACUGAGUAGGGAGGUUCAGGAGAAGAUAGACCAGAAGUAUAUUCUGGACCUGGAGGCCAGACUGGUGGACUGGAUCAUCUUGCAGGUUGGGGGGAACAUAGAGCGACCAGAGUCUGGGAGACUGAACUUCCAGAGCUGGCUCAAAGAUGGAACAAUUCUUUGUAGGCUCAUUAACAGCCUAUAUCCCCCUGGUCAAGAGCCCAUAAAGAAGAUCCCAGAGACAAAAAUGGUCUUCAAGCAGAUGGAAAAGAUCUCCCAGUUCCUGCAUGCAGCUGAAGCUUAUGGGCUGAUCACCGGGGACCUUUUCCAGACUGUGGACCUGUGGGAAGGGAAGGAUAUGGCUGCCGUGCAAAGGACCUUGUCGGCUCUAGGCAGUAUGGCACUCACAAAGGAUGAUGGUCAAUAUCGUGGUGAACCUGAUUGGUUUCAUAAGAAAGCUCAGGGAAACCGGCGGGAGUUUUCUGAGGAGCAGCUGCGUCAAGGCCGUAGUCUGAUUGGCAUGCAGAUGGGCGGCAACUCAGGGGCGUCUCAGUCUGGCAUGACAGGGUACGGCAUGCCACGCCAGAUAAUGUAAAAAUGUCACUUGGCUCCCCUAUACGGAUCCAAAGUUGCUCUCAUUAGCUCAGGGGCAGCGUGAAGUUUCCCUGAUGAUCUCUCUAUAGGGGCCCUAGAUGUCACUUCAUACUGAAAAUCUGAGCGCUCUAAUGGAGCAUUACAGACAUCCUUCAAAAAAAAACUUUUAUGCUCACAGUGGCUCUACAGCUGCAUUUACACAGGCAGCCCAACUCUGAUAUUUUUUCCACUAAUUGGUAUUUUGACCAAUCACAGAUCUUUUUCCAGAGGUGAUCCAAUUGGUCAAAAGACCAAUUACUGGGGGGAAAAAAUAUCAGAAUUGGGCUGCCUGUGUAAACAGCCUUCACUCAGUUACAUGGUCAGGUGUGUCAUUUCGAUCAGUGCGGAUAUAUGUUGUCUGUGAAUCAGACUGGUGUUCCAAGGUUUCUGUCAACACAGUUGUGACACGACAGCAUGGAACUGUGCCAUUGUCAAAGAAGACAUUUUUGGUUAUUUAGGAAAGUCAUUGUAAUGAUAGCCACAAUAGUAUUACAUUACAGUAUUCUUUAUUCAGGUAAUUUACAGCACGACUAGUCUUAUUUUUUACUACAGUGUGGAAUGCGAACGCUAUACGGCCAUUUUCUUCACAUAACUUGGUUGCAUGCUAAUGUUCAGUAUUGAAUAUAUUUUCUGGUUUAAUUUAUAUUACUUAAUGUACACAGAUGUAUGAGUACUGUGUGAAAUGUAUCAUGUUAUAUAUUUACAGAAUUUACCCCCAAUUGGUUUCAAAAUCCUCUCGGCCUCUAUGGAUUAAAUCCUUCAUGAUGGUUUGGACUGAAAAAUCUCCCCCAUUUGUCCUUUCCUCAAGCGAAUUGCUGCUCCUUGCGACAGGGUAGGUGAAUCUUAGCCAGCUCGCUGUCACAGUCAAGCACCAGAUGGUUCUUUGCUCUCUGGGUUAUGGCAAAUUCUGUAGUUCCAGCCAAUCCUGUGCACAUGUCCUAGUCAUUGAUGACAGUUAACCAUUAAAAACCAUAGACCUGUCAAAUAAGGUUCAGAGUAAAUGUUAGCCAUAUCAGAAGCAACAAAUUUAAUUCCAGAAGUCAAAGAAAACAUCAAGCAAACAUUUGUUUAUUCAAUCAGAGAAAACUAUAUCCAGGUACUAUUAUUAACCACAUAAUGGGACAACAUUUUGUAAUAGGCUGCAUUAAUUAAUUUCAAAUGGAUAACAUAAUGCUGUCAACAGUAACAGAAAAUACUGGAAUGUUAAAACUGGACAGAAACAUUUAUACUAAAAAUGGCCAAUCUUCCUCUGGGAAGACUACAGGUGGACAGCAACCCUCUCAAUCAGCUACGGGCUGUUUAUCUUCAUCCAUCUUUCUCUGAAAAGAAAAUCAGUGGGAUAUUCAAAUGGGGGUAUUAACUCAAUACCAAGAACACCAGCUAAAUCAGAUCCCCUAAAAAGGUCUCAUAUCUUUCCAUUUGGUCAAGAUUCCACAAGCAUAGGUAAAACUCGCUUAAAUCAACAAUGUUUCCCUAUGAAGGUGAUGAUUAUCCAAGAUAUUUAUUGUUAAAAAUUAACAUUUGACAGUGAAACCUGAAUAAUGUUGAGAAUGUAUUGUGGGCUCCAAGGUCAACUACAUUUUCUUACCAAUAGACCACAAAGUAAGGAUUCAUAAGAAUGACUUGUUACAGUUGAAAAUUACCGUCAGGUUUAGGUAAUGUGCCUCACUGCUACAGUGGACUGAUUUGGCUGUUUUCUCAUUGGUGUAGAAGAUGUUGCACAGCUUGCAGAAGAAUCCGGUCCUUGGCACCAGAUAGUCUAACCCUGCAAAUAAAAGGACAGAAAACAACGUAACUUGUUUUUGUCCUACCUGAUAUCCCCAUCACCCAUGAUCAUAAAAAACAGACAGCCAAACUGAAACAGAAGUCAGUAUCUCUCUAUCUUACCAACUGGGUUGUUGGGUUGAUAAGGACCCAGAGGCUCCUGCUGCUUCUUCUUCUCCUCUCCCUCUGGGACAGCUUCCACACCACUGGUCUCCUCACCCUCAAGGUCCACACAGACCCCCUUACUAUCAGACACAGGUCGCUGGACAUCCUGGCCAUACAAACACAAUCAUGUCUAUCACAUAUUCAUUCUAUUCAGCCUGAAAUUGCGAGACCAACACCAAUAAAUAAGUUCACUAUU
Messenger RNA from Oncorhynchus gorbuscha (pink salmon), 2950 nucleotides. Its product is annotated as transgelin-3-like. Bases 188 to 787 code for a protein of 199 amino acids. Gene Ontology annotation, molecular function: protein binding. The transcript is spliced from 5 exons. The record is from RefSeq and is a predicted model, not a curated record. Lineage: Eukaryota; Metazoa; Chordata; Actinopteri; Salmoniformes; Salmonidae.